AUGAAACCCCACAAGCCAGGGUUUGGGAAUGGGAACGGGCAUGGAGCAGGGGCCUUCCCAGGUGCCGCAGCCCAACCAGGCUUUGGAGGGGGGGUGAAGCCCCAGAAGCCAGGAUAUGGAAAUGGACUGGGAGCGGGUGCCUUCCCAGGGCCGGGAGCCCAGCCAGGCCUGGGAGGGGGAAUGAAACCUCCGAAGCCCGGAUUCGGGAGCACAAAUGGUGUAGGAACCAGCACUUUCCCGGGGGCAGGAUCCCGGCCAGGCCUGGGAGGGGGGAUGAAACCUCAGAAGCCAGGCCCUGCCCCUCCACAUGGUGGCCAGGCACCAGGAGUCGGAGGGGGUGUGAAACCUCCGAAGCCAGGAUUUGGCAACGGGAAUAAGAUGGGAGCCAAGGCCUUCCCGGGAGUCGAAGCCCAGCCAGGUGGCGCAGCACAGAAUGGCUUUGGACCAGGCUAUGGAGGGAAUGGAAAGCCCCAGAAGCCAGGAUUCGGGAACGGGGCCCUCCCGGGAGCAGGAGCCCAGCCAGGUCUCGGAGGACUGAAACCUCAGAAGCCAGGCCCUGCAGCUCAAAACGGCUAUGGACCAGGCUUUGGAGCGGCUAUGAAACCCCAGAAGCCAGGCCCUGCAGCUCAGAAUGGCUAUGGACCAGGCUUUGGAGCAGCUAUGAAACCCCAGAAGCCAGGAUAUGGUAAUGGAAAUGGACUGGGAGCCCCAGCAGGCCCUGCAGCUCAGAAUGGCUAUGGACCAGGCUUUGGAGCGGCUAUGAAACCCCAGAAGCCAGGCCCAGCAACCCAGAACGGAUUUGGAGCAGGCUUUGGGGGGGGCAUGAAGCCCCAGAAGCCAGGAUAUGGUAGUGGAAAUGGACUGGGAGCCCCAGCAGGCCCUGCAGCUCAGAAUGGCUAUGGACCAGGCUUUGGAGCGGGUAUGAAACCCCAGAAGCCAGGCAUUGGUGAGGGCAUGAAGCCUCAGAAGCCAGGCCUAGCAGGGGGCAUGAGCCCUCCAAAGCCAGGAUACACACCAGGAAACGGGCUCCCGCCUGGUCUGGAAGGGGGUGUGAAACCUCAGAAGCCAGGAUAUGGCAGCAGAAACGGGCUGGGGGCCCAGGCAGGUCCCUGCCAUGGGCUUCCCACUCCAGGAGGCCCUUCUGACAAAGCAGGUGGCUGGGGCUCCAAAGCCCAGCCCCCCGCCCCAGCGCAGAACGGCAAGUUCCCAGCACCGACACCAGCCAUCCAGUGGGGACUGAAGCCUCAGAAAGCAGGGUACCACCCUUCAAACGGCUACGGACCAGGAGCAGAACUGGGCUUUGGUGAUGGCCUCAAACCUCAGAAAGUUGGUUUUAGUUACGGGAAUGGUGGUCUGGGAGCUGGGAUCUUCACCGAGGCCCUCCUGCAGCCAGGGUUCCCUGGGGCCAAUGGCUUUAGAAACGGGUAUGGCGAGGAAGCGCUGGUGUACCCCAAAGCCGCAGCUCCAGCCUCUGAAGGAAAUGGUCAGACUGAGGCUUUGAGGGGCUCUCCUUGGCCCUCCCUCCAGCCUUGGGGGGCUGCCUGGAAGCCUGGAUAUGGGGCCGGAGGUGCAUAUCCAGGGGUCGAAAGCCAGCCAGGGCCCUAUGAGCAGCUGAGGCCAGAGCUGGGCCCCAGACCCUUUGGAGGCCCUGAGGUGAAGCGAGGCAGCAGUGGGCCGCUGGAAAAUGGCUAUGGAGGCCACUGCCCUUUUGGGAAAUGCUGAGCCCCUGAGCUGAUCCACGGUCAUCCUGAGAGGCUGGUCUGCUUGGCAAGGACGGCCAGACCCUUGGGCUUGGUCUCUGGCCUGGGGUCUCCUACGAGCUGGAAGUAUUAAUAAAGGCGAUGUGCUUCUCUGUUUGC
This is a messenger RNA of Myotis lucifugus (little brown bat), 1859 nucleotides long. RefSeq names its product glycine-rich cell wall structural protein-like. Lineage: Eukaryota; Metazoa; Chordata; Mammalia; Chiroptera; Vespertilionidae. Bases 1 to 1722 code for a protein of 573 amino acids. The transcript is spliced from 42 exons. The record is from RefSeq and is a predicted model, not a curated record.